Molecule: messenger RNA, 516 nt
Organism: Saxophila tyrrhenica
Lineage: Eukaryota; Fungi; Ascomycota; Dothideomycetes; Mycosphaerellales; Extremaceae
Exons: 2
Coding region: 1-516 (171 amino acids)
Source: RefSeq, a predicted model, not a curated record
AUGCCUAAGAGGCAGAAAUACGCCUUGAUGGCUGUUUUUGCGCUUGGUGGUUUCACGUGCCUCAUCUCCAUACUCCGGCUGCAAUCACUGGUGGUCGUCUCGCGAUCCGACGAUAUUAGCUGGGAAAACCCCCUCGCCGCCAUCUGGAGCAGUACUGAGCUCAACGUGGGGAUUAUCUGUUCCUGCCUUCCGACUUUGAAAGGCUGCAUCUCUCGGGUCUUCCCUCGGCUCUUUUCGUCGACAAACGCUGGCCCGUCCUCGGGUCGAGAUGUGCAGCAAAGAGGAGACGAGGGUGGGUUUGGUGGGCGCAAAGGCAUCACUUAUAUCCGCACCUACGACGUGCAGACUGGUGACGGCUCGAGCCACCAGAUGCCGGAGCACAUGGCUGGCUGGCGACCGGACGUGGGUCCGACCCGAGCGGGUGAGCAUAUUAGACCUGGGCGGCACAGCCCGCUUACGGAAGAAGUGGAUGCUAUUGAGCUGACAUCUUCGCAAUCCGUGUCGCAACUAGUCUGA